Messenger RNA from Symbiodinium natans, 636 nucleotides. The record is from the annotation of a GenBank genome assembly. Lineage: Eukaryota; Dinophyceae; Suessiales; Symbiodiniaceae.
AUGUCGGCGUGGACCUGGCUGGCAUCUCUUGUGGGACUCGGCGAGGGUCCCACACCCGGGGAGACCGCAGACGAUCAGGAUGCUUUGAUAGCCACCCUGCUGCGGGCAAACUGCUCGGAGCAUCAGCUCAAAUUGAGAGACCCUGUUGAACAUCAGCUUGAACGAGCAAACUAUCAUUGCGAUUUUGCCAAGAGACAGGCACAUCGCCUCACGCUUUUACUUCGCGAUGUUGUAGCUAAGAGGGAUGUGUUGCGCGGGCAAGCAGAGGAGGCGGCCGUUCUGCAAGCUCGCUUACGCGCGCAACUUCAGCGGGCGCUUUCGGAAAGAGAUGCGUGGCGCAUCGAUGCACACCAGCUCCGGAAUGAGCUUCUUGGCAGGAUGGCACCUCAUCAAAAAUUCAUGGUUAAAAACGGUUCUCUUGAAAGAGACAUUCUGCGUGUGCAGGCAGGAGCGGUAGCCGCUGUCUUCCCGACGCUUCUGAGCAUUUCUGAACCUCAGACAGAUGGCGUUGACAGCUGCGCGUUCUUGAGCAUGUACGUGCUCUCGCGUGACGAGUCGGUCAGGAGCUUCGGCUCCCUCAUUGCCCUCACGCACGAGCUCGGAACCUCAGCGACGCUGAAGCCGGUCUCUGCGUAA